AUCAUUUCCAAUAUCCCAGUGUAGGAGAACCAGCAGAGGCAGAGAACUAAUGGGAACCAUGGGAAUACCACUACCCAACUGCGUUGUUUGGGAACCAAUAUGUUAAACAUACUCUACUCGUCUGACUGAGGGACUGUAUCCCGGGCGGCAAAAGACGAAUAAAAGACUUUCCUGUGAAAGCACAGCGACUCCUGAUCCCGACUUUUUCAGCCAGCAUCUUCCCGAGUCGGAUGGCUCUGAAUGACAAGAUGCAGUAAUGGAGGUCCAUGCACUGUUCAGCACUGUAGCCAUGAAGCAGUUGAAAGGGUAGGGUCUGCUGUGAGCUCGCCUCACCCUACCCGACCACCCACCUACCACCCCAUCAGCUCCACCUGAGAGCUUACGUUGAAGCAUACCCAUCUCCGUAACCCUCCCACCACCUCCACCACCACGGCUUUGGAAGACGAACAUGACGUGCAUUGCGAAGACACUGGUUGAUGUCUGAUAUAUAUACCUCUGAGGUGUUGAGCGUAAAACCAGUGGAGCAAUGAAUGGCGGAAAGGACUGUGAGGCGGGAGAUGAGAGGCAGGCCGUCCCUGUCCAAGUCCCCAUUGGCUGGCAGCGGAAGGCGGAGCACAGCGGAGGGGUCAUAUACAUAAGUCCCAGUGGCUCGGUGCUGUCCAGCUUGGAGCAGGUGAAGACCUACCUGCUGACAGAUGGAACCUGCAAAUGCGGCCUGGAGUGCCCACUCAUCCUCCACAAGGUGUUCAACUUCGACCCAGGGGCAGCUGUCAAGCAGAGGACAGCGGAGGAUGUGAAAGCAGAUGAAGAUGUCACCAAACUCUGCAUUCACAAGAGGAAGCUUCUGGCUGUGGCCACGCUGCACAAGAGCAUGGGGACACACCCACCUCUGAAGCUGACCAGUCCAGGGGGAGGUACAUCAUCUGUAGGAGCCACGCAUUCCACGUCACAUCGAGCAAUAAGGACUAAACCCCACGAUGGCCUGCCCAAUGCUGUUGGCCCAGACUGCAAGAAUCCUUUCAAGAUGAUGAUGGCAGCUGGACAGCAGCAGCAGAGGCUGUAUCCACCCCAGGAGAUGGGUGGACCCCAGCAGCCCGAGCUCUACUCUGGGUAUCGGAGGUCGCAGAGGCUGGGCAGCGGGGAGCCAGGACCCAAAUCCCCGUACCGGGUCGGGUAUGGAGGCAUGCUGAGCCCACCUCCCUCCAGUGCUAAGCUGUAUGGAGAUGGCUCACAGUCUCCCAGUGCAGAAACACUAGGCAGCCCUGAUGGCUUUUCAAGGACCAAUCCUUGUGGGUUUCCAGGAGCCGGCAGUCCUGGUUCAGCCUCCAUCCACGGGAACACUAGGACGCCUCUUUCUCCACCCAAUGUAAUGCUCCAUGGCUCCCCUGCGGGCCAGCCAUCCUGCGCCAUGACAGGGAGGACUAGCACGCCCCUCUCCCCUACGGCCACUGCCAAAAGCCCUGUCAUGAACAUAAAUAUGCCUCGGGGGAACUUCCCCCCUGGUAUGGAUAUGCCCCGUGCAGCGUUUCACCAUAAAACACAGCCCCCUGUGCAUCCCGUACCGCCUCCUCCAUCCAUACCGCCAUCCUGUGCCCUUCAGAAAAGGCAGAUGACCUCCGAAAAAGACCCAUUAGGCAUCUUGGACCCUAUCCCCAGCAAGUUAGUCAGCCAGCCCCCUACCAACGCUCCAAACUCCUCCAACUUCCAGCCUAACAUCCACUCUCAGGUACAAAUGAUGAAUGUAAACAUACCCCCUCCCGCCAUUGUUCCCUUGCCAAGCAACUUACCUUUACCCACAGUCAAGCCUGGGCCUGUCGGGCAUGGCGGCCAUGUUCAAAGGACUCAACAGGGUGGACCGGCUUCCUCCAUGUCCCCCUCCCCUGUCACUUCCCCUGUCCACAUGACAGGGCCUGUUCUUGGGAGAAUGGAGGCCUCCCCUCAUCGCUCACGCUCAUCCUCCACCUCAUCUGACCAUGGCAACUUUGCAAUGCCCUCGGGGCACCAGGGCCCAUGUGGCAACAUGAAGGUCCCUCCUCGUUCCCCCAGGUCUGCCAUGGGCUCUCCCAGGCCAGCCAUGCCCUCCAGCCCCUCCACCAACAAAACUGACCCGCACCACCAGUACAAAGAGUCCCAGAUGCUGCCUGGGAUGGGAAACUCAAUUGGCGCCCAGCAGCACAACAACCCCAUGUACUCGCCCACCUCUUCCUCUUCAUCAGCCUCUUCUCUGGCAACCCCCAGCGCUUCCCAGAAGGGCCACCCAGGACUCCUAGGGAUGCCCCUCAACCAGAUCCUCAACCAACAGAAUGCCGCUUCCUUCCCCGCCAGCAGUCUCUUGUCAGCCGCAGCCAAAGCACAGCUAGCAAAUCAAAACAAACUCAGCGCUGCUGGCAACAGCCCUGCUGGCAUGGCUGGUGGUGGCGGAGGUGUUGGUAUGGCAGGCAUGGGGGCUGGUGGUGGAGGUAACGGAGGUGGUGGCGGACACCCUGGCUCUAUUAGCGGCCCUCGAGGCAUGGAGGGACACAGCACUUUAAACUCAAUGCUCCCGCCAAACUCCACCAUGCUGCUCAACACUCCGGAGGGCCAGAGUGGGAGGGCGGCUCUUAGAGACAAACUCAUGGCCCAGCAGAGGGACCCCAUGCGCAAACGGAAGCAGUCAGCGGGCAGCGCUGCUGUAAACCACGAAAACGCUAACAACAUGGCCUACAACAUGCUUAACAAACGAGGCAUGGGUGGACCCCACAUGGCAGGGCCCAGCGCCACUGAGCAGCUGCGAAAAGUGGGCCGACUUGGAAACCUUCCCCCAAACACUUCCAUGGCUCAGCUCCUCCAGUCCAUGAGUUGCCAGAGCUCCCACAACCUGGCUGGGAACAGCCAUUGUCCAGGUCUGAGCCCCGGCCCGGGGUCUCAAGGAUCUGCACAGCUGCACUACAACGACAGCACAGGUAUGGCCCCUGGUGGUCCUCAGCAGAACCUCCUAGCUCAGCAGAGGCUGCGGGGUCCAGGAGAUGCCAUGCAGCACUGCCAGAACAUGGACACCUCUGGAGGCCAUCUGGGCUCUCGUCCAGGCCAGUUUCCUGACAUGAUAGCCCAGAUGCAAGCCUCCUCCAUGAGUAACUGUGGGCCUAUGGGGCCAGGGGGUGGACCAGUGGGCCCUGAUGGCAUCCCGCUGGGACGCCCUAACACUAACCCCCCACCGCUGUCCCAUCCGGGGCCUCACCCCUCACAGCAGAACCUCCUUCACGGCAUGGGGCGGACUACCAUGGUGGUGAUGCCACAUGGAGGUGGUGAUGGAGGCUGUACACAGACCAUCUCUGAUACAGGAAACCCCUCGUCCCUUGGCUGCGUUAUGGGCGGCUUACAGCAACACGUCAACACCGGCGGAGGUCAGAUGUACCAACAGCAGGUCCUCCAGGGCAUGCAGCAGGGGGUGGCCUCCCACCCAGCCUACCAGGGACAGCAGCACUUCUCUGACAACCCACCUUACACAGACGGAAGCAACACCAACGCCGGCUCCAUGGCCUGCCUCUACCAGAACUACCAGCCGGGGAUGUUGCACCCACAGUUCAGGGAGGGGCAACAGCCCCAGGGCGAGGGGCAUCCAGCGGGUACUGUUGGUGGCGACAGGGGCCCCGGUGGAGGCCCAGAGUCGGUGGACGCCAUCUACAGAGCCGUGGUGGACGCCGCCAGCAAGGGCAUGCAUGUUACCAUAACCACCACAGUGAGCGGGACCACGCAGGCGAGUCCGGUGCCUGCGCUCAGUGCCAUGAGUGCCUUCACUGCCUCGAUAGGGGAGCCAGUCAACCUCCCCCAGGCAGUCAGCACAGUCCUGAACAGGCACCAGGAAGGGGAGGCUUUACCCCAGCAAGCCAGGCCGAGGCAGGUGAGGCCAGGACGGGGUCAGAAGAACAUGGAUCCAGGGAAGAGCACCCCAGAUAUCCCCGAGGCCAACGACUACUUCCGUUCUCCUGGCCGCGGGACUCCCAGGGGGCAGUGGGAUGGGGACACGCAGCACGGGGGAGGCUUCGAUGGUCACAGCAACAACAGCGCCUGGGGCAGUGAGGAGUUUCUGGAGUGCUCUACCCAAGUGAGGAGUAGUCCCUGUAUGGAGCGACCCGCCAGCCUGGCACCUGCCCCACCCUGCCCCACUGAGGGGUCCAACGACCACGUCCUGGUCAUGGCUCACGAUAAAGCCUUCCUUGAUGACGGCUACCGCUUCAAUAACUGCAACCGGACACCUGCUAACUACAAGGAGCGUCUCGAGCAGACGGUGGAACGAUGCGUUCACAUCAACGGCACCACCCCCCACUUCAACUCCCGGAGUUACGGAGAGGUCCUCGGCCCCCCGCGGCAGGAGCUGACGGGGGACGACCAGUCGCCCAGCUCCUCCACGAGUCUGGAGGGACCUCUGGCCACAGCCAAAGACUACAGCCACUACAAUGGCCACUUCAACGGUAUGGCGCCCAGCCCCUCGGACACAAAGAGCCUAAGCAGCGAGGAGGACCUGCGGCAGCCCGACUCUCCCUCCUCGGAGCUGCUUCACUAUCGGUCCAGGACCUUCAACAUGGGAGAGCUGGUGUGGGGCCAGCUCAAGGGCUUCCCGCCUUGGCCUGCCAAGCUGGCCGGGGACGAACAAGUACACAGCGCUGCUAUGCAGCUGCGGGAGCAGGCCAAGGUAGAGCCAGAGAAGCUAAAAACACUAACUCACGACUUGGAGGCACUUGACCGAGCCACCAAAAGAGGCCUGAAACCGGGGAAACUGAAUAAUCACUUGGAAGCUGCUAUCCACGAGGCCAUGAGUGAGCUGGAUAAGAUGUCGGGCACAAUCCCGUCGAGAGAUCGUCAGGUGAAGCUCCCCAAGCCUAAGAGGAGGAAGAUAUCCAGAUAACAUUGAAUGUGUCGGCCCAAGAACGUCCUCAAAGCCUUCGGAGACUUCGUCCGUUCAGCCUUGAUGCGAUCUGAGCUCUCUAACAGGUGCUACACAUGGACUUUCAGUGGUACAUCCUUGUUCCAUGAUAUCGACUUGACUCAAUGACUGACCACAGAAGGUGCUGGAAAUUUCCAAUCACCAAUACAGUUUUAACUGUAGAGAAAAAAAAGAAAAAAUAGAGGAAAACAUCGGUUGCAAUUUGUCUACAGCUCACUGAAUUAACUAUUUUUUUCUAGUAUAAGAUAGUAAAACAAACAAAAAAAAAAGCUACAAGCAUUACCUUACAUAUUUAAGAAAAAUAGACAGUCCAAAUAUUUCUGAUACAUUUUCAAUAUGUAUAUAGAUAAUCCUGAAAUUUCAUGCUAUUAAGAAUUGUAUGUAAAUAUUGUACAAUGUCAUGUACAAGCAUACCUAAUGCACAUUUUAUCUUUUAUUGUACAAAAACAAAGCAGAAGUGUACCAAUGUCUUGGUUUCUAUUCAGAAAUGCGGUUGCAUACGGCCGCAUGCAUAGGAUAAAUAAGAAUACAGCCUAAAGCUUUUAUAUGAUGACUGUAAGACGUGCUGUUUUGUUUUGUUUUGUUUUUUUGUAAGGGAACAGCAGUGGAACAGGCAUGAGUAUAUGAGUUCUCCAUUACAAAAGUCACACCAGUUAAGUGUUCAUUUGUAUUGGGGGGGAAAAAUUAUUAUUUUUUUAAACAGAAUGAACUUUACCAGCAGAAAGUGUUCAAUGAGCAGGGUGAGAAAUGACGACCGGCCGGACGAAUGUUGGUAAAUCUUCAUCUGCUCCUCCACUCACUUUGACAGGACAGUCAGGAUAUUUGGAUGAUAAAUGUCUGGUUGGCAGGUGAUUUCUGUUUGUUUUUUUGUUUUCAUUGGCAAAUCCUGCCAUUUUUUAAGAAGGAAAAAUCCACCCUCAGGCAUUUUUUUUUUGUGCAUUUCAGGAGUUUUGCAAAAACCUUUUGAUUUUCAUUUAAUUGUUUGUAAUUUUCAGAAAAAAACAUCAUUUUGGGCAUUUCUGUUCGGAGAUCAUUCGCACUGCCAAGGAGGUCAUGUUUCGGAUUGUUUGUGUGUUUGUCAGCAGGAUUACUGAAAAACUACAGAAUUUAAUGAAACAGGGUAUUGCAUAUACUGUAUGAAUUAUUGUUACGGUUAACAGUAUUAUCACGGUUUUGUUACCUUUUGCAGCACCUUUCUGCAUGUUCUGCAGACAAAGUGACAAAACAAAACAAAAUAUGACCCACAAGUCUAUGGAGUGCUGCCCUCCAUGUUUUUUUAUUGAUGUGAAACAAACCCAUCUGGGAAACUGUUGCUAACUUUGGUUGAUGCUGUGCAGUUUUGACUGUAACUUUUUCGAAUAAUAAUGAUUAAAAAAAUCUGAAAAAUUAGUUCCUAACUUUAAAAAAAAAUUUACGACAAUGCCCCCUCAAGUUAGAACAAUAACUCUGGGAACAACUAUACAAUACAUCUUUGUCCAUGUUGUGUUCACUUUACGACUUAAAGCUUAAAGCUAUGUCAUGCACCAUGACAUAGGUGGACGUUUGUGUUCUCCAAGUGUCAUUCAAAAUUAAAUAUCUUUCUGAUUUGGCUUUUGGGUGGAAUGAAAAGAUAAAAUUAAGAAAAAAAAGUUGCUCUGGGGACUGGGAUGUUGUGAGGGUAUCUGUUCAGAUUUUUACAGCAUUUCAUAGACUAAAGGAUUAAACAAACUAAGAAUCUGCAGGUUAAUUGAUAAGGAAAACAAGAAGGAGAGUGCAGAAAGAGAAGAGGAGAAGGUACUCAGUAGGUUUUCCAUAAUCCAGCUGACAAACAGACAAACAAACCACACCGAAAACCAUCUUUGGUGGAUGUUAUAAUCAGUUUUUGCAGCCCUACUUGAUGGCUACUUGACGAGCUAGUUUGUAGCUGUUACCAUCAGUACGUUAACAUGCACUGAGGUCACCUGGUAAGCAACACGAAGUCACCACUAAAAGUGUUUUGGGUGGAUUUUUCCUUCACCUACAUUCAAGAAUCACGCUGAAUUGAAGACUCAUGUCAUUUGGUUGUUGUGAUUAUGUUCUCGUGCUCGUUUGUACAGUGAUUUCUCCAUGACUGUAGUCGUUCUUUGCCACAACUAUAGCUUUAGUUAGAGUAACCAACCUCAGAGGCAGAGUCUAGAUUAUCAAACGGAAACACUAACUCGGUUUUCAUGAGCAGCAUUUCUCGCAUUUAGGGGCCUUGUGUUUUAUUUGUUUUGCUUAUUGAUGUAAAUUAUUUAUGUACAGUACUCCAUAUUUAUUUUAAGCUUUACAAAUAUGCUAGAUGGCAAUAAUACUACCAAGAGUUGAGAACUCAAGCCUUAUAUGUGUAUAUGUAUGUUUUUUUUUUUUUAACAGUGAAUAGAUUGAGUAUUCAGAGUCCAUUACAAAGGUCAUGUUCCCUUUUUAUUUAAGAAGUGAGCAUUUUAGAUAACGCUUUUUUUUUUACAGUGAGGCUUUCUGAUCGUUUUUUGUUACAGAUUGUGUCACAAAUUUCUUAGUUAAAGGAAGGAAAUGUAAUAACGUCUGCCUCCGAGACCAUAAUAUUUAUGAAUAUGCACAUCUGAAAAGGCAGACGGCGAUAAAUGCAGUUUUAACACUACUACGGAGUAAAAUCAUCACUUGAUCGGUCAAAAUCGACAGUAUUGGAAACUCAAUGUACACACACAGCUGCUCCUCGAGAUCAAAACGACAAACCUGAAAUCACUACAGAAUUAUCAAGUGCAAUAUACCAAUCGAUGGCAAAGAUCAACAGCUUAGAAACACUGCAUCUCUGAUUGUUUGAAUCCUUUUCUUUCACCUUCAACAUGUCCCCUCUUGACGUGCACAAGCUCAAAACCUCUUGGUUACAAUAUCCAUCUUUUUUCAAAGAAAACCUAACCUGAGAGCCAUUGAUUAGUAAUUUAUUUGUAGCUUUUACAUGAACACACAACUGUUACUCCAAGGCCUAAAUUUCAUUGUGAUGCACACAUUAAAAACUUGAACUUGUUGCAAGAAACUCAGCUAUUACAAAUGUUUGAUUCUAACCUUAAAACCAAAUAAUACACUACUUUGUCAAGAGAUUAUUUGCUUUCUCACUCAGUAAAACAUAUUAACACUAAUAUUAAAAACAUAUCUGCAACUUUUGAAUGUGCUCACAAGUUUUACAACUGCAGGAAACUGUAGUUUGUCAGCCAGGAAUCACACUUAUAAACGUCAAAGUAUAUCCAAACUUUAAAUUACAGCCAAGUAAACAAUUUCCACAUUUCUUAUUUUGUUCAUGUGUGAACACAUUUACGAACAUUAAUUAAGCAUAAGUUGUACUGUAUUUUCUAAUGAGAUCGAUAGCUUAUCUCAAAACAUUUUUUGCCUUUUUUGUUUGUGCACACUGAAGAACGCAAGGACAUUUCUGAAGCAGCAGGUCAUGUGGGUGCAUUAUUAUGUCCAACCUGUUUGAGGACACAAUUUCCAAAAGAUGUGAAGUUUAUGGCAACACAGGUGAUAUUAUGAAAGCCCAUUAAUGCCAGUAAAAGACACAACUAUGGUGACAAAAACAGAUCCUGUAAGUCAUUAUAAUGAGCAA
Molecule: messenger RNA, 8501 nt
Organism: Centropristis striata (black sea bass)
Lineage: Eukaryota; Metazoa; Chordata; Actinopteri; Perciformes; Serranidae
Product: methyl-CpG-binding domain protein 5-like
Exons: 10
Coding region: 527-4885 (1452 amino acids)
Cellular component (GO): chromocenter; nucleus
Molecular function (GO): DNA binding; chromatin binding
Source: RefSeq, a predicted model, not a curated record